Messenger RNA from Dermacentor andersoni, 1452 nucleotides. RefSeq lists its product as uncharacterized. NCBI's taxonomy places the organism in Eukaryota, Metazoa, Arthropoda, Arachnida, Ixodida, Ixodidae. The record is from RefSeq and is a predicted model, not a curated record.
ACAGUUAUGUGGCGCGCAUAUCUCCUGCUGUUUUUCUUUUCUCAACUAUGUUCCUGCAUUUCUUAACAUGACUUCGAUGUCGAACACAGCGAUUUACAUAUUCAUCUUGGCGUUCUUCAAGAGUGCUGUUUGCCAAGUCUGCCGGCCACAUUCCAUCGAAGCCUGCUACGGAGCGAUCGCUAUGAGCCUUCUGCGCGAUUUGGUGAAACCGCCGUUUGGAGAAAUUGAGCUCGAUGCCAGUAUGCAAACAAUCUGCAAAAAACGUUUCCCCAGUGUGUCCCGAUGCAAGUCCCUUGUAAAUGACUGCCCAAAGGAGCAGAGAGAAAAUUUCACAAAUCUAGAAAACAUCUACCGGGGUUUUCACAACGCUGUCUGCACUCAAGAUUCUUUUGACGGUCUCCGCAGUCUGUGGGAUUGCCUCGAUCGGCCACGCAGAAAAAGAUGCGACAAGGACACUGACACCUUAUUCAGUACCAAUUCUCUGUUCUUACACUGCCAGACGGCUCGAAACUACAGCGCGUGUCUCGAAGAAGUCACAAGAGACUGCCCUCCGAAUUACGACGAAGGUAAAAAGGCGCUGAAGAGGAUAACGAAUGGAACGGUGGAUACUUUGUGUUCGUCGUGGAGAGACCUCCAGGCGACACCUUCAUCACUACCGGAAGGAAAUACUGCAAAUUUUACGGAUCUCUUCGAACGUCAACAUACACUUAAAACGAGCCGCGGUGAUGCCACCACGGUACAUUCCCUGUUCAACGGAUCAACAACGAUGACAAGCGAGCUGCCGCACAUGUCUGUAACAUCACAAAUUUCCUCGGAAAAUGUCACUGCUGGGAAUCCAUCCUUGUGCUUGGACGCAGCAGGAACUUCUGGCACAAAGUGCAAUGACUCUAACGUCGUGGCGCCGUCAAGUGCUACAUCUGUGUCGGCCAUCGCUUUCAUGUAUUGUGCAUUUGUUUGCGCAUCUUCAUGGCUUACCCUACUAAACCUAUGAAGCAGUUUAAAGGCAUUAUUUACUUUCCUUGCCCUGGCACACGCAUUACGCGCUCAUUGUGCAUCAGCACCAGUACAGGAAGACAUCAGUGGCAGAAUAUCGAAGGCUGCACAAACCUUGUAAAUGCCUUUCUUGCGAUCCUGUAAGAGCAUUUCUGACACCUGUACUGAAUCACGAAAUUUGGCGAUUGCAUAUCGAACACUAGGCUACAAUUGAGAGGGGUUCCCGGUACUUCAGAUAGGAUCUUCAACCUUUCAUUAUUUUUAUGACUGCUGUUGCAAUUACCCUAACUCGCAUAUUUAACCGAAUGGGUGGCUUUUCACGCUUUAUUGUAGCUUGCCUUUGAUGUAAAAAUGUCCAUGCUGAAGUUUUUCGGCUACAUUAGUUUUGAAUGUAAGUUUAACUAAGAACUGUAUUAUUUUUUUUUUAUUUUUCUGAUUAUUAACAAGCUCUGGUCCUGA